CAGUGUUCACAGAGGAAGAGGCGGGACAAGGACCUCCCGACGUGAUGACGCAGUAUACUGUGCGUCAGCUGUGAACUGGCGCCGGGAAGAUGCAGGCAGAGAGGUGUGAUUCUCCCAGCGUCCUGUUGGUGGAGCCGUUUUAUGGAGGCUCUCACAAACAGCUGAUCGACCUGCUGAAGGAAAACAUCGCCGACGUCUCCGUCUUCACGCUACCCGCCAAGAAAUGGCACUGGAGGGCGAGAACAGCCGCGCUGCACUUCAGCCAGAACAUCCCCAUCUGUCACUCAUACAGAGUUCUCUUCAGCAGCUCGGUCCUGAACCUGUGUGAGCUGGUGGCUCUCAGACCUGAUCUGUCCCGCCUGAAGAAGGUUCUGUACUUCCACGAGAACCAGCUGGUGUACCCGGUCCGUAAAGACCAGGACAGAGACUUCCAGUACGGAUACAACCAGGUUCUCUCAUGCCUGGUGUCAGACGUGGUGGUGUUUAACUCCACCUUCAACAUGGAGUCCUUUCUGUCCUCCAUCUCCUCCUUCAUGAAGAAGAUCCCUGACCACAGACCCAAAGACCUGGACCUCCUGAUCCGGCCCAAGUGUAUGGUCCUGUACUACCCACUGCAGUUCCCUGAUGUGAGCAGACUGCUGCCCAAACACAAACUAAACCGCAGACCCACAGAGCUAUCUCAUGUUGAUGACACCGUCACAGAGCAGGACGAGCAGCAGCCUCCACGGUUAGAUCAGGAGGAUCCACAUGAGUCCAGAUCAGAGCACAGACCCCAGCCAGAGGAGGACCAGGUGAGACCUCUGCACAUCGUGUGGCCCCACAGGUGGGAGCAUGAUAAACACCCUGAGCUGUUCUUCUCUACUCUGAUCAAACUGAAGGAGAGAAAAUUGAACUUCCAGCUGUCAGUGCUCGGAGAGACCUUCACUGACGUACCAGAGAUCUUCUGUGAGGCGAGGCGGCAGCUGGACGCUCACAUCCUGAACUGGGGUUACCUGUCAGGUAAAGACGAGUACCUGAGGGUUCUGUGUGAGGCCGACGUGGUCGUCUCCACCGCCAAACACGAGUUCUUCGGAGUCGCCAUGUUGGAGGCGGUUCACUGCGGCUGUUACCCUCUGUGUCCGAAGGCUCUGGUGUAUCCUGAAAUAUUUCCAGCGGAGUACCUGUACUCCACACCUGAGCAGCUCUGUAAACGUCUGCAAGGACUCUGCAGGAGGCCGGACGUCGCCCGCAGACACGUUGUCAAGGUGGACACCUCCGCCUUCUCCUGGUCUGCUCUCAAGGAGCGAUAUGACACUCUGCUGGCAGCUGAGGAUCAGGGUCCCUGAACACACCAUUGACACUCUCUCAGCUGAGGGUCCCUGAACACACCACCUCUACUCUCACAGCUCAGAGUCCCUGAACACACCAAGGCCACUCUCACAGCUCAGGGUCCCUGAACACACCACCUCUACUCUCACAGCUGAGGGUCCCUGAACACACCACUUCUGCUCUCACAGCUCAGCGACUGCUACACUCAACUAGCUCGGCUGGUUCUGAGGGAGUCGCGCAGCGUCUGCCAGGUCAUGGUCAGAAAGCGACGCUGACUCUCAGGUAGCCCGAGCUCGAAAUGAAAGCAGGCAGGAGGACUGGAGACGCCGAGUCUGGACCUGUAAACGUCACGGUCCUCUCAGGCUGGAGGAGAACUCUGUUUUAUGUGUGUGGUUUGGGAGGAGGCGGAGGGGGUAUAAUAGCUUUCAUGUUUCCACAGGCUGGCGAGGCGGUGCCACUUCUUGUAUCCAGCUGAAUCAAUUUUUUUCUUUUGCGCUCUGAGUCGGUCGCUCACCACAGAGACAGCGUCAGCCAGCUCGCCGUCUGAGUCGGCUCCACCUGAGCUGCCAGGUCUCAGAGCAGAAACCAGUCUGAAGUGGAUCUGCAGACCCCUGAGACCACAUCAGGGUCUGAGCGAUCUGAAACACAAAACUCAUUACCCAACAUCAGAAACCGAAUAUACGACUAAAUGUGAGACCUUAAACUAAGAGGUCAAGAAAGGUCACUGUAGUUUUACUAACAGCUGAUGAGGGGAAGAUAAAUAAAAACAUUUAAAAAAGAAUUCUAGAAUCAACAGGAAGUGAAGGAAGGCGAGUAACGGCGUGCUCCUGUUCACUGUUAAACAUCCUGCAGACGUGAGGUGGACGACUGACUCCCGUACAGACAGACUUACAGGAGUCCAGGUUCUGAAAACAAAACAUUUCAGGUGAGUCACCUGAAGGUCACCUCAUGCUCCUGAUGAUAUCACUGCUGCUGGGGUCACGACCUGAUGACAUCAUGAACCAUGUGAACACCUCCACACUAAUAAAGUUUAUACAGCAGA
This is a messenger RNA of Labrus mixtus (cuckoo wrasse), 2350 nucleotides long. It is a transcript of the gene qtman, whose product is annotated as glycosyltransferase-like domain containing 1. The record is from RefSeq and is a predicted model, not a curated record. The transcript has 12 exons. Bases 90 to 1325 code for a protein of 411 amino acids. Gene Ontology annotation, molecular function: glycosyltransferase activity. NCBI's taxonomy places the organism in Eukaryota, Metazoa, Chordata, Actinopteri, Labriformes, Labridae.